Molecule: messenger RNA, 1739 nt
Organism: Neurospora hispaniola
Lineage: Eukaryota; Fungi; Ascomycota; Sordariomycetes; Sordariales; Sordariaceae
Product: GTP cyclohydrolase 1 type 2/Nif3
Exons: 3
Coding region: 163-1239 (358 amino acids)
Cellular component (GO): cytoplasm; mitochondrion
Source: RefSeq, a predicted model, not a curated record
AAGUUCAGUUGUAAACAAACACUUUACUUGGAUGAUUGACGAGGACAAAAAGGUUUGAGUGAAAAUUAGAUAUAUUUCGGUUGGAUUUCAACACGAAAACUUGAUCAUUUCCUGGAGCUGCCCACUUUUUGAGCAUCAACAACACUUGCCCAGGGCACACUCAUGAGUGCAGGCUUCAAGAUCCCUAUCCGGAUCGCUUCCAGAAUAUCUACCAAACCUCUCGCACUUCCGUAUAAACCAUCAAUCCUUCUCUCGGGAUAUUUUAAAAGAGGUUAUUGUCAGAACAUAAACAUCAACCCCACUAUCACAAUGACCUCAACCCUCGAAAGCCCCCAGUUCACCAAGCGGGUAGUUGCCGCCAUGCGGGCGCUCUAUCCCGAGCAACUCGCCGACAAAGCCUGGGACAAUGUUGGCCUCCUCCAAGAGAACAUUGCCGUUGCCGGCCAAGACGUCCCGCAAACCGUCCUCUUGACUAACGACCUCACCGUGGCCGUCGCCGAGGAAGCCAUCCGCAAGCGCGCCUCCGUCAUCGUCUCAUACCACCCCUUCAUCUUCCGCGGCCUCAAGUCCGUCACCCUCGCCGACCCCCAGCAGCGCAUCCUCCUGCAGCUCGCUCAGGCCAACAUCGCCGUCUACUCGCCUCACACGGCCGUCGAUGCCGCGCCCGGCGGCAUGAACGACUGGCUAGCCGACAUGCUCGACGGCCACGGCGUCGAGACCAAGCGAAGCAUCUGCCAGCCCAUCUCGAGCUCCAUCACCGCCUCCUUGCCCCCGGCCUUUUUCAACUCCGGCUACGGCCGCCUCGUCGAGCUCGGCCACCCCGUCUACCUCGGCAACAUUAUCAAGGCCUACGCUGAGGGCCUCGGCGGGCUAAACCACAUCAUGAUCGCCGCACCCAAGGACAAGAAGGUCACGACCAUCAGGAGCGUGGGCAUCUGUGCGGGAAGCGGGGCCGACGUGCUCAAAAACUGCGACGCCGAUAUGAUUGUUACCGGCGAGAUGACGCAUCACUAUGCGUUGGCGCUCACUAUGAAGGGGAAAGUGGUCAUGACCGUGUUUCACAGCAACAGCGAGAGGAAGUUUUUGAAAAAGAGGCUGCAGCCACAGUUGCAGGCUCAGUUGGAAAAGGAGGGCGUUAAGCACCCUGAGGUCUUGGUCAGCGAGGAGGAUGCGGAUCCGUUUGAGAUUUGGGAUGUGAGGAAGAUGCCCGCUUGGGCGUUUGGAAAGGACUCGGAGUAGACAGACGUCACCUAGAACAGGUGGUGAAAAUAGAAUGGCGAGAAUUUGACUGUUGCGGUCACUGUCAAUGGACAAUGGGGAUAUGGUACAGUGAUGAACCUGGUCUAGCUGUGGACUGGGAGGCACUGUACGAGAUUGAAGAGUGCUGGAUCUUUGUAUAACCUGGACCUCCCGUUGUUGAGCACUUCAUUUCCCCUGGCAUAGCUGCCGGCUUUGGGUUUCCACAGGAGGAGGCCAAAAGCCAAUCUCAUCGUUCCUGCCCUCUUGCACAUAUGAUCUAGGUAGUGGUACUGAACUCAUCUACAUAAUCCCUUGAUCGGGCAAGCACCCGACACCCUGGCAGAUACUAUCGGGGCAUGGGCUCCGGUGUCCCUUCCGUUCUCGCUGCAGUGCGGUGAACUACGGUCGAAUACUAAAGGCAGAAAAGAGCGAGGGCCGGCUAGGCUAGUUAGUUGUAUCCAGCAGUCCAUCUGUUAGUGACCCUCGUGCUUGAGUACGGU